GGCAGCGAGUGAGUCAAGCUGUCAGCGGAGGGCGUAAUUUGCUUUUGUAUUCAUUUUUCUUAUCAAAUCAUUAAUUAAUAUAUCGGUUCCCCGUACAAUGUUUACGGCGAUAACGCGUGUUUAUGUAUAAAAUAGGAGUUUCCCUGUGUUCUUAUUAGAGGGCGGGUAACAUUCGCGUAAAAUGGGUGCGCUACAUCACACGUGUUUACUUAUUCUGGUCUUAGUGACUCUGUUUGCUAAAGAAAUAUCGCCACGCACUGUGGAAAAGGAUGAAGAAUUGUUCCAGUCGAAACCUCAGUAUACAGGCUCUUCGGAACUGGAGAAAGUGUUCGGCGAUUUAGUAAAAUCGUACCCGGAACUGGCGAAAGUAUAUUCUAUAGGGAAGUCGGUUGAAGGGCGCAAGUUGCUGGUGAUCCAGAUCACGAAAGAUGUGGGUCAGGUCCAUGAGACCCGGCCCUCGUUUAAGUAUGUGGCCAAUAUGCACGGAGACGAAUCCGUGGGGCGGGAGUUGGUGAUAGAUUUGGCCAAAUAUCUGCUGACGAACUACGGCAAAGAUGACAGAGUCACGUCGCUGGUGGACAACACAGAUAUUCACUUGAUGCCGUCUCUGAAUCCUGAUGGCUUUGACAGUAGUAAGGAGGGCUGCGAAUCCUUACCAAACUUCGUCGGUCGCAACAACGCGAACGGGGUUGACCUGAACCGGGACUUUCCCGAUCAAUUCGACGCGGACCGCUCUGAUGAUGAGGAGUACCUCUUCGGCCACCGACAGCGGGAGACGGUGGCUCUGAUGAAGUGGGUCAUGGGCAAGCGGUUUGUGCUGUCUGGAAACCUGCAUGGUGGAGCGGUGGUUGCGAGUUACCCUUAUGACGAUUCUAUCACCGGCCGCGACUGCUGCGUAGAGAGCCUGGCACCAGAUGAUGCAGUGUUCAAACUCCUCGCACAUACCUUCGCGUCCAAGCACGAGGAUAUGAGGAAGGGCACCACCUGUCCCCCAGACAACUUUACCGAUGGAGUCACUAACGGCGCCGACUGGUACUCUGUUAAAGGAGGCAUGCAAGACUUCAACUACCUCCACGGGGACUGCUUCGAGGUGACCUUCGAAUUGUCCUGCUGCAAGUACCCGGCGGCGUCCGAGCUGCCGCGCUUCUGGGAGGUCAACCGCGAGCCGCUGCUGGCCUUCAUGCAGCACGCGCAUAUGGGUGUCAAGGGACACGUGGUAGACCAACAUGGGGAGCCGGUCAAGCACGCCAUCGUGCAAGUGGAAGGCAUCAACCAUCCGGUGAAGGUGACAGAGCACGGCGUGUACUGGCGUCUACUGCUGCCUGGAGUCUACAACGUGUCUGCUUCAGCUAUGGGGUACGACUCAAAACCGGUGACCAUCACGGUGCCCCCACUGGGAGUCGAAGCUUUGACCGUGAAUCUCACGCUGACCCGCCGCGAGGACGAGCAUGAAAGGAAGCCGCGUCACGACCUGGACGGCAUUUCAGCUCUGGACUUCCAGCACCACGACUUCAAGAGCAUGGAGAAGUACCUCCAGGAUCUGCACGACAAGUAUCCGGAGAUCACGGCGCUGACCAGUAUUGGGAAAUCCGUGGAGGGACGGGAGCUGUAUGUGAUGGAAGUUACGAAGAACCCUGGGAAGCAUUUGCCUGGCAAACCUGAGUUCAAAUACGUGGCCAACAUGCAUGGAAACGAAGUGGUGGGCCGCGAGCUUCUGCUUGAACUGGCCAAGUUCCUCUGCUACCAGUACUAUGCGGGAGACGAGAGGGUGCAGCGUAUACUGAACACUACCCGAGUGCAUCUUAUGCCUAGCAUGAACCCGGAUGGCUACGAGAAGUCCAGAGAAGGCGACUACAGCAGCAUGCGAGGCCGAGCCAAUGCCCACAAGGUGGACUUGAACAGAAACUUCCCCGAUCAGUACGGGCCUACAAAGGACAACAUUUUCCCCGAACCAGAGACAAUAGCGGUGAUGAAUUGGUCGUUGUCUAUUCCUUUCGUGUUGUCCGCGAACCUUCACGGCGGUGCCCUCGUCGCCAACUACCCGUAUGAUGGCAACCCUGACAUGAAGACGGGCGUGAAGUCCGCCUCGCCUGAUGAUCCUGUGUUUAUGCAUUUGGCUCACGUUUAUGCUGACGCUCACACGAAAAUGCAUCUGGGGCAGCCCUGCAAGAACUUGAUAGACGAAAAGUUCCCCGGAGGCAUCACUAACGGCGCCCAGUGGUACGUGCUAGCGGGAGGCAUGCAGGACUGGAACUACCUACACACGAAUGAUAUGGAGCUGACUUUAGAACUGGGUUGCUACAAGUUCCCGCCGGAAUCUGACUUACCUACUUACUGGGAGCAUAACAAGGAUGCGCUGCUGACUUAUAUCGAACAGGUCCACAAAGGAGUCCACGGCUUCGUCCACAGCCACAUCGGCAGCGCGCUAGCCAAUGCGACCAUCACCGUUGAAGGCAUCAGGCAUACAGUACGCUCGGCGGUUGAUGGAGACUACUGGAGGAUACUGCUACCAGGGACCUAUAACGUCACUGCUAGCCGUAGUGGGUACGAAAGUGUAACGGAAGAAGUGACCGUCCCACCCAAUGGAUCCGUCAGCCUUAACUUCACGCUCAUGGCUAUCGACCCCCAGCACUGGUCAUCAGCGUACGACUUCCGCGUGCUAGAGAACAUAAUCAACACGCGGUACCACUCUCGCCUGGAGGCCUACGAGUUGCUCUCAGAGCUGGAGAACAAAUUCCCGGACGUAGCGGAGUUCCGAGCUGGAGACAGUCUGGCUACGUCGAUGUUCCAUGAGCUGAAGAUCACUGACCAGGUCGGUUCGCCCGAAGAGACCAAGUUCCACAUAGCGAUCAUCAGCAGCUUCUACGGCUCAGAACCUCUUGGACAAGAGAUGCUAAUCAACUUUGCUCGGCACAUAGCCAACGCCUAUUCCAUAGGAGAGCCCCUCCACAAACGCUUGCUAAACACCACCGUACUACACUUCAUCCCCAACAUAGACGUACUAGCUGAAAAAGUCAUAAAACAGUACGACGGAUCCAGCAAAUGUGAGGUCGAUACUUUAGAAGAAGGUUUUGGAGACAGCCUGUAUAGCUACAUAACUCAAAGCAACAAUAAUCCGUUGACAAACUACACCAGAGAAAAAUCCUUUGUGGAACUGUUAAAGAGUGAAAAGUUCGAUCUGGUGCUGGAACUGUCUUCGGGGAACGAGGAUGUGGCGUAUCCCGAAAUGUCGAAGGAGAUAUAUGAGAAGUUCGCGAGGGUCUACCAGGAUAACAGGACGCCUAGCGACAAGUACGCGUGUGUGGCGUCAAAUGAUAAUGAAAUACACGGAGCCCUAAUCGACACGCUGCUAGAGAAACUCGACACGCCCGUAAUAUCUGCGGGCCUGAGCUGCUGCCGCAUGCCCGAGGCGAGGGACAUCGCGUGGGUGUGGCGGGACAACCUGCAGAGCGUCAUGAGCUUCGUGCAGCAGGCUGACACUGGUAUAAUGGGCUACGUAAAGAACGAGCUAGGCGCUCCGAUGCGCGAGGCCACAGUCUCUGUGGAGGGCGUGGCGAAGCCCUACCGCGUGAGCGCCAACAUGGCGCACUUCCGGCUUAUGCUGCCGCCCGGGGAGUACCGGGUCGUGGUCCGCUGCCACAAGUACGAGGACCAGGCCUUCACAUGGCGAGUUGUGGAAAAGGUGGUGAAGCAUAAAGACGUGGUCCUGCGUCGUGUGAACUCGGAGCACCUGCCUGGAGGACAGUUCAGCGAGUUGCCUCUCCCUGUGCCGGUUGAAGUUGAUCCUAACACCAUCUACGUUACAGGCCUAGCCCUGGACAUCAACAGCCAGCCGCUUCCCAACGCGAUCCUGACCAUCUUCCCGCUGAAGACGCUCAAGCCAGUAGCCACCAACACCAGCGACGCCGCCGGGCACUUCGCUGUGCGUCUACCAGUCACCUACCUGGGCAAGGAAGUGAGAAUGACCGCGCGCGCGUCAGGAUAUAUUACUAGGGAGAAACAUGUGCCGAUUAACGAGAACGACAACGUGACGCCGAACAUACUGUUCAAGUUGGAAAAGGACGACUAUGUUCUCGGCAUGCCGCGGCUGGUCUUCGUCAUGCUGGCAGGUGUGGUGGGUGUAUGCGUGGUGACUCUCGGCGCCUGGUGUUUGAGUUGCCGCCAGCGCGCGCGUGACUCGCGCAAAGACUACUUGUUCACGCAACUACCCUCCGAUGAUAAGAGGCCGCUGUGUGCUGACGAUAAUUACGAGAUAGUACGCAAGCCGUACUACGAUGAGGAGGACCUACCGCCCUCCGAAACGGACUCUGAGGACGAAGUGGUCCUCCUGCGCUCCGACCGCGACUGGAAGUCCACUGAGUGAGCCAGCGACCACCAGCCCUGUUCUUGAAGCAUUCUAAGCUUCAACUUGCGCUCAAUAGUUGGCACCACUGACUAUCUUACUUGCCUGUGCCUGUGGCGCCAACAUGGUGGUGCAAAUGCAAUAGUCCUACCGCUUCAGCGAUCACCAGUUUGACGCCACUAUUGAGUGACAGGACUUGAUAGUGG
Ostrinia furnacalis (Asian corn borer) is the source of this 4548-nucleotide messenger RNA. RefSeq names its product Carboxypeptidase D svr (gene svr). NCBI's taxonomy places the organism in Eukaryota, Metazoa, Arthropoda, Insecta, Lepidoptera, Crambidae. Gene Ontology annotation, molecular function: zinc ion binding; metallocarboxypeptidase activity. The transcript is spliced from 23 exons. The record is from RefSeq and is a predicted model, not a curated record. Gene Ontology annotation, biological process: protein processing; peptide metabolic process. The coding region runs from base 182 to 4363 and encodes 1393 amino acids.